AUGGCAGCUCUCCGGGUUGUUGGUAAGCUUUCGGUGUUGCUGGUGCUCCUUCCCGUCGUGGUGCUGCAUCCGCUGGCAUCAACCGGAAGCCUGCAACAAUCGCAUCCCGAGAUGGUUGGCCGACCGGCGGAUGAGUUGGGCGAUCAGUUCGAGGGUGACAUGCUGCUGACGGAGGACCAAAAGGCGGAACUCAGGAAGCGUACCGGCAUGUACCUGCCCACGUUCCUGUGGCCGGACCGUACGGUACCCUACGAAAUAGUAACGACAGACUUUAAUACCGAUCAGCGAGCUGCUAUCGAAGCCGCGAUGCGUACGAUCGAACAAGCCACCUGUGUCCGGUUUGUCCCAGCCACCAGUACGACGGUGGAUUUUGUGCGUAUUGCCGCCGGUUCCGGAUGUUCGUCGUUUGUCGGACGGAUUCGAGGACCACAGGCACUCCACCUACUACCAAGCGCCGUCGGAACGGGUUGCUUUCUACACGGUACCAUCGUACACGAGUUGAUCCAUGCGCUAGGGUUCUAUCACAUGCAGAGCGCAACCGAUCGCGAUCUGUACGUAAGCAUCCAGUGGGCAAACAUUGCGCCUGGACGGGAGGAAAACUUCCAAUCGUACGGUACGGAUCGCAUCAUGAGCUACGGCGUUGCGUAUGAUUUUAACAGCAUUAUGCACUACGAUUCGCGAGCGUUCAGUGUUAACGGGUUGCCGACGAUCGUGCCGCUGGUGGAGAACGUUGCGAUCGGACAGCGAGUGGCGAUGAGUUCGGGUGACAUUCAACGCAUCCGAAACAUGUACCAGUGUUGA
Anopheles nili is the source of this 801-nucleotide messenger RNA. Its product is annotated as zinc metalloproteinase nas-13-like. Gene Ontology annotation, molecular function: metalloendopeptidase activity; zinc ion binding. Lineage: Eukaryota; Metazoa; Arthropoda; Insecta; Diptera; Culicidae. The record is from RefSeq and is a predicted model, not a curated record. The transcript has 2 exons. Gene Ontology annotation, biological process: proteolysis. The coding region runs from base 1 to 801 and encodes 266 amino acids.